This is a messenger RNA of Temnothorax curvispinosus, 1555 nucleotides long. RefSeq names its product polyadenylate-binding protein-interacting protein 2 (gene Paip2). Lineage: Eukaryota; Metazoa; Arthropoda; Insecta; Hymenoptera; Formicidae. Gene Ontology annotation, cellular component: cytoplasm. Gene Ontology annotation, biological process: negative regulation of translational initiation. The coding region runs from base 392 to 868 and encodes 158 amino acids. Gene Ontology annotation, molecular function: mRNA regulatory element binding translation repressor activity. The transcript is spliced from 4 exons. The record is from RefSeq and is a predicted model, not a curated record.
GAUCUCCUCCCCGCGCGGACGGCGCGGACACCUGGCACCAACCUGGAUAUCGGUGUCGGGCGGCACGCUGGUGAAAAAUAUCUAUAUUUCGGAGUGGAGUUCUCUCUACCAGCGCUCCCGCUGUGCGGCUAGUGCGGCUUUUAACAACAACGCCGGUGGCAGCACUGUGCGAUCGCUAAUUUGCGUUGAACGAGAGAGACACGUAUUUCGGUGCGGCGCCCGUGAACUCCGUGAACUGCGUAAAAAUCGCGCGUGGUAAACGUUCGCGCGACGAGCACGAUAGACGACGGGGGAGCAGGUGGACGAGGACGAUCGGAGGAAGGCCCGACGGCGGUUUUUUUAUCACACAGAGAAAGGUAAUCAGCAGGCGCAAUCGUUCAAUACACUGGCUAUGAAAAUGAAGAUCCCAAACGGCGGGCCUGGAAACGGGACUUACUACGGACAGGAGACGGGCAUCACCUCCUACGUGGACAACAACAGCGACACGGAGGCCGAGGUGCAGGCGAUAGGCGACGGCGAUUUCUCCGAGUACCUCUGGAUGGAGAAUGAGGAGGAAUUUGACAAGCAGGUGCUCCAACAACUGGAGGAGGAAGAGCUGAUGGAGGAGUGUCUAGAGGCGAUGCUGGAGGAGGAGAGGCAACAUCAGAGAAAUAUGAGCUCCACCGCUUGGUCCACAGCCACCGGCACUCCCGACAGUAACGCCGCUGAGCUUUGUCAACAGCUGAACAGUCUGAGGAUGCAGGAUGAUAUCGCAAAACAGAGCACGCUAAAUCCAGACGCAGCUGAGUUUAUUCCAGCGUUCAAAUCGACUGUGGUACCACCUGUAAGUACAUCAUCAGAAACCACAGUUACCACAGAACCGUCGUAGAAAUCUUCUGUGUAUUUUCUCUCUUGUCCGUUCUCCGUUUAAGUCACGUAUAUAAAAUCGGGCUACACGUAAUGAUUAGAGUUUACUAUUUCCAAUCCGACAGUCGUGUUAAGUGGAUGAUCGUGUUAGAUGUUCAAUGACUGUGACUGUAGGUACAAAGGUAAAGAGAGAGAGAAAGAGAUAAAGAGCGCGAGAGUCGUGCGUAAUUAUGCGCGUAAUCAUCCGAAACAUCAGUUACACAAUCAGAUUUGAACGAAAACGCGGUACUCCGAAAUUUUUAUAAACGAGAAACACCGAACGUGGUAUAAUCGUGGCGGGAUAAUCAUGUAUAUGUUUAUUUUUUUUAUUUUUUGCCGAAAAACUACUAACGAACAAUCGCGUUUACAAAUCACUCGUUGAGAAAAAUUUGCAAUUUGUAUCUCUUGGUCGAUGCCAUCUACAUCGAGAAUCGUUUCUCGCAGAGGCAGAUAUUUUUAGCAUUUUCAAUCUUUGUAUAAUUUGUAUAAAUUGAUAUCAUUAUACGUCUACGGAAAUAACUCACUGUUCACGUUAAACUGAAUAGAGGGAACAGAAUGCACUGAAUGGUUUAGGGGAGGACUUUCAUAAGUUUAUGAAAUAUGUAUAUGAACAGGAACAUAGAUAUGCAUAUAUUAUUCUGUAAAUUAUGUUUAUAUCUUAUAUAUAAUA